UUCCGCGUUGAAUCUCUGCUGCAGGAGCUGAAUGAAGUUGACAGGCAGCCAGUGUUACGCGUUAAGCCUUUCACGGUGGCGUUAAACAGCGGCUCUGUCUAAUACAUUCCGGUAUAUCUCAUUUCUCAUCAUGCUAACACGGAUGAGAUCAGCCGUUUCCAACAUGAUCGGCGGCAUCAUGGCUUCUGGUGGUGGUGCAAACGAGGCGAGUGAGAACAACAGCGGUACAAAUAUACCGCCGAGAUUCCCGUACUGUCGACCCGAUUUCCUCGGCCUGUGUGCGGAUGAGCUGGAGGGUUUGACUGAUCACAUCACCAGACCGGUCCUGAGCGUGAAGGAAAGCAACCGGCUGCCCUGGUCCACUGGCUAUGCAGAGGUGAUUAACGCUGGUAAGAGUGCUCUGAAUGAAGACCAGGCCUGCUGUGAGGUGGUGGAGCUGAGGAAAAGACCUGCUGAUCCUGCCAGUCCAAGCUACACUCCCACCACCAGGAGGCGAUCUUCACUACCGACCAGAGACUCUCUGGAGUCUAAAGAGGACUCUCUCAUUCAGGAGAGCUCGCAUGAAGAGGAAGAUCUGUAUUUCCACUACUGGGCACUCUUUGAUGGCCAUGCUGGUUCAGGUGCUGCCGUCUUUGCGUCCAAGUUCCUGCACCUGCACAUUGAGGAGCAGCUGCAGAGUGUGCUGGAAAUCCUGCAGAAGCCUUCGCUGCAGCCCCCUACAUGUCUCGGUGAGGAGACCAGCUUGCACGUUCGCCAGAGUGGAGGCUCAUCACAGCGAGCGCUGUCCAGAGCCGCAUCACUGAGGGGUGCUGCGGGAGCACCAGGUUCACCCAACACACCAACUCCACGCUUCUUCAUGGAGAAGAAGGUGAAGCAGGAGAGCCUGGUGAUUGGUGCAAUUGAGAACGCUUUCAAAGAGAUGGACAAACAUAUUGGCCGAGAGAGGGGUGUGUAUGAUAUCUCUGGCGGGUGUACAGCUUUAGCAGUUAUGUGCUUGUUGGGGAAGCUUUAUGUGGCCAAUGCAGGAGACAGCAGGGCCAUAAUUCUGCGUAGUGGGGAAAUCAUCCCAAUGUCAAGUGCCUUCACUCCAGAGUCAGAGAGACAGAGACUUCAGUGUUUGGCUUAUAUGCAGCCUCACUUGUUGGGAAAUGAGUUCACACACUUGGAGUUCCCUAGAACAGUUUGCAAGAAGGAGGUGGGAAAGAGAAUGCUGUACAGAGACUAUAGUAUGAAAGGCUGGGCAUAUAAAACUGUGCAGGAGGAUGACCUUAAGUUUCCACUGGUUUUUGGAGAGGGGAAGAAGGCCCGGGUGAUGGCCACUAUUGGUGUUACCAGAGGAUUUGGUGAUCAUGAUCUAAAGGUUCAUGGCACGGACGUCUCCAUUAAACCUUUUCUCUCCUGCAGUCCAGAGGUGAGAGUGUACAACUUGGAGCAGUUUGAACAUGGGGCUGACGACGUCAUGAUUUUGGCUACAGAUGGCUUAUGGGAUGUUCUUUCCAACAAGGAGGUGGCUGAGGCAGUUACUAGUUUCCUUGGAAACUGUGACCCUGACAACCAUCACAGGUAUACACUGGCAGCCCAGGAGCUGGUGAUGAAAGCUAGAGGGGUAGUUACUGAACAAGGCUGGAGGACAAUGAAUGGUAGGCUGGGAUCUGGUGAUGACAUAUCUGUUUACAUCAUUCCUCUAAUGUUCGGAAACAGACAGCCACAGUCAAGGUGACCCACAGAGAGACACAGAACAAAGAACAUUGAAUGAGGGGGUGUAAACCAUUUAGAGGCUUUCACUGGUUGAAUUUUGACUUAUGACUGAAUUACUGGAGUUUACAUUUGAUUAAACAUAAUUUUGAAACAACACGGACACCAAAUGUCCGUGUUCUACAGAAUCUACUGGUACUGUCAAGGACCGGUUGUUGAUAUUGUUCAAGUCUUCCUCUUGCCUUCUGUUAAUGUAUUGUCUUAACACAGGUGAUUGUUUUCUUUUUUCCUCUUGUCCAUUCUGUGAAUGGAAAUGAAAGUGAAUCCUUGGAAUGGAUAAUUUGAUUUUAUUGUGCAUAUGUGAACUAAUGUAUUUAGAAUUGUAUUUGAAAAACUGCCUUUCCACGGUGCUCUCUCACAUACACUCUGAGGGUCGAUUUCUGAGUAUGUUUUACAGUAACACAAAGCUGAAAAGCACUUUUCUACUUACAAUAUAGGGAGCAUGAAUGACCUCUACAGCUAAAACUAAGGAUUUUUUUGUAAAUUACAUAAGACAGUAAAUUGUUAAGGGAAUGAAUUUAUUCUGAUUUAUUGUGAUUUAGUCUUUUGCCUACUUUCUAUAAGAAUAAUGGUACACUCAAAAAAUACUGAAGCCAAUAAACAUGUCCUCAAUAAAAUUUUUAUUAGCAUCAUAUAUAACAAUUAAACUUUAAACUAUUGGUCAGCUUUGGCAUUUUAAAAAAUAUGAUUGUGAUAUCUUUCAGGCCUCAGGACUGUUUGCUAAAAUACUAUAUUUACGUUUUUUUUUUUUUACUUACUUUAAACCCCCAAGGUAAAUAUUUAUCCUUCAUGUGUUUUCCAGAAUAACCCCCCUAACAGAAAUGUGAUGGAAAUACCAAGCAAAAAUCACUGCAAUAACACUAUACACCAUUUGGAGUACAUUGCCAAGUCUACCUCUAGGUUUGUGCUCUAUAGUUGUUGUUCUUUUUUCGGCUGCUCUCGUUAGGGGUCGCCGCAGUGGAUCAUUGGUCCAUAUAUUUGAUUUGGCACAGUUUUUACACCGGAUGCCCUUCCUGACGCAACCCUCACCAAUUUUAUCUGGGCUUGGGACCGGCACUGGGAGUGCACUGUCGUGUGCAACCCCAGUGGCUGGGGUAGGUUCCCUGGCCGCGAAUCGAACUUGGGCCGCAGUGGUGAGAACGCUGUGGCCUAACCACUAGUCCUCCAGGGACCCAGGUUGGUACAUUACAGUGUUGGGGGAAAAAAUAACCUUCUUGUAUGACUUAUUGUAUGAUGCCCUGAAAACAUCAUGUUGUCAAAGGCCUUAGUUUUUUUGGUUUCUUUUUAAACAAUAAACUACAUUUUAAAUCUGUAA
Messenger RNA from Pangasianodon hypophthalmus (striped catfish), 3070 nucleotides. RefSeq names its product protein phosphatase, Mg2+/Mn2+ dependent, 1H (gene ppm1h). The record is from RefSeq and is a predicted model, not a curated record. NCBI's taxonomy places the organism in Eukaryota, Metazoa, Chordata, Actinopteri, Siluriformes, Pangasiidae. Gene Ontology annotation, molecular function: protein serine/threonine phosphatase activity. The coding region runs from base 131 to 1720 and encodes 529 amino acids. Gene Ontology annotation, biological process: protein dephosphorylation. The transcript has 10 exons.